Aspergillus heteromorphus CBS 117.55 is the source of this 1035-nucleotide messenger RNA. RefSeq names its product NAD(P)-binding protein. The transcript is spliced from 3 exons. Lineage: Eukaryota; Fungi; Ascomycota; Eurotiomycetes; Eurotiales; Aspergillaceae. The annotation marks the transcript as partial. Gene Ontology annotation, molecular function: oxidoreductase activity, acting on the CH-OH group of donors, NAD or NADP as acceptor. The record is from RefSeq and is a predicted model, not a curated record.
CUCCCCCUUCCCAUCCCAACCCAAUACCCCCUCUACCCCCCCAUCCUAACAAUCGACCUCCUCCUCACCGUCCUCCGCAAAACCCUCCUGCACCCAUUCCCCGCCUGGCUAACCGUCAUCUGCCUCCGCGCGCAAGCAACGCCCUACACGGCGACCCCCUUCCUCAUCACGAGCGUCUACGCCUCCCUCCUCACAAUCCUGUACCUCCUCAGCGCCAUAAACCGAUGGAUCGGGUACGGCGCGCCCCGCACCGUCGAUCUGAGUGACGAGGUGGUGGUCGUGACCGGCGGCGCGAGCGGGCUGGGCUUGCUCAUCGCGAGGAUUUAUGGGCUUAGGGGCGUGAGUGUGGCGGUUUUGGAUGUCAGGGGGGAGGAGGAUGUGAGGGCGGGGGAGGGGUGGAGGUGUGCGGGGGAUGAGGAUGGGGCUGGAGGGGUGUUGGGUAGGGUGGAGAGGGAGUUGGGUACACCGACGGUGUUGAUUCAUUGUGCGGCGGCGCGGAUUAACGGACUACCACUACAAAAUCUCCCCGUCCAGGCCUUCCAGAAAACCAUCCAGACGAAUCUGCUCGCCGCAUUCCAUGCCUAUCAGGUGUUUUUGCCGUGCAUGCUGGCCGCCCCGAACGGCGGCACGAUCGUCACGGUCGGGUCGGUGCUGGGCCAGCUGUGUGCGGCCGGCCUGGCGGACUAUUCGGCGAGUAAGGCCGGUUUGAGCGCCCUGCAUCGCACGCUGGAGGCGGAACUGCGCGCCUCCGGAGAUGGUCACAAGGUCAAGAUGAUCCUGGUGGAGCCAGGCCAGAUCGCAACGCCGCUGUUCCAGUCCGUCAGAACCCCCAACCGUUUCUUCGCCCCGGUCCUCGAGCCCGUCCACGUUGCCCAGGAGAUUGUCUCGGCCGUCGACGCCGGGAGAGGCGGCGUGAUCCGGUUGCCCACCUUUGCCAUGCUGGUCAACUGGUAUGCGGUGUUGCCCGCGGGGGUGCAGCGGGUUGCGCGAUACCUAAGCGGAAUCGACGGUGCCGUCGCAGGCUCGUCGAACUAG